Molecule: messenger RNA, 7036 nt
Organism: Pomacea canaliculata
Lineage: Eukaryota; Metazoa; Mollusca; Gastropoda; Architaenioglossa; Ampullariidae
Product: mucolipin-3-like
Exons: 14
Coding region: 376-2514 (712 amino acids)
Cellular component (GO): plasma membrane; lysosomal membrane
Molecular function (GO): NAADP-sensitive calcium-release channel activity
Source: RefSeq, a predicted model, not a curated record
UUAUAUAUAUUCCAGCCUCGAGACGUCAUCGCCAUAUCGUAGUUUAGACUUGUCUGUUCUAGUUAAAGAUACUUAGGCAGAUUAGAAAUGCACAUGACUUCAAAUGUUAGUUUUACAUUGAUAUUAUUUUAAUUGGUAUUUUUCAGUCGUUGCAUUUUGAUGUUAAUGUAAUGAGAAACCCAAGUAACGGAGAAGAAAAAAACUGCGUUGUUUAUUUAUAUGCGACCAAAGGCGAAUCCUGGAGGUGAACCACGCGCAUAAGUUCGUGCAUGUGAAUAAAUCAACUUCCGGUUGGUCACGCGACGUUAACUUAGAACUAAAACAAGCUUUCAGUGGUACCGUGAUUAGAUUGCAUCGAACUUUUCUGCUUUAAGUAUGAAUCCUUCCCAAUUUCCGCAAGUGAUAAGAAGUCGUAGCAGAAGUCCGUCUCCAUCUUGGCGCAGCAAUGUUCAUAAGAGAGACAAUGGUGAUGCUGGUAGAUCCCGUUAUCUUGAUGUGCCUGAUAUUGAUCACUUUGAUGCUCGUCACGCUGGUCACGCCAGUCACACGCUCAGACGGUCGAGAAGUUACAGCGAUUACCCUGUUAUCCACAAUCACAGAAGCAGACGUCAUCGCUUAAAUGCAGAACUUGAAAACAUGGCUAGUGUGGAAACUGUUUCCAACACCUUCCGUGCAAUCAAUGAUGGGGGGUCAGAUCGUUCACAGGCUCAGAAUGGAGGUAACCAGGAAAACUCAUGGCAGGGUCACAGUGAAGGAUCACUUCCCAGAGAUUAUGGCAGCACCAGUGGAGGGAAUGAAAAGCGCAAGUGUUUAUACACCCCAGCAAUGGAAGAUGCUCUUAGGAGGAGGCUGAAAUUUUUUUUCAUGGAUCCUUGCAGCAAGUUCCGUGCACGCCGUCACUGGCCAUGGAAGUUGUCAAUGCAAGUGCUCAAGAUUGUGAUUAUUACAGUACAGAUUGUGAUCUUUGGUGGGCAGAGGUCAGAAGUGGUGGAAUAUUUUGAACGGAAUCAUGUUGCCCUCAAGCACUUGCUGCUUAAAGGCUGGGAACCUAGCUAUGAAACCAUGCCAUAUCCUCCAGCAACUGGGGCCUUUGCCAUCUAUCAUAAAAAUGACUUCUUUGAUAGCAUUGAUCAUGCUUGGCAACAGUACUACAACCUUCAGAACAUCUCACUGACACCGUUGAGCUUGAUGAGAAACAAUGGAACAGUAGAUCCUAUGACCAUGUGCUGGACUCACAACAACUUUGUCCAGUUUUCCAAUGGCUCUUUUGUUGUGGGACCUGGAGUAGUUCACAACUGCACGGAGCUGGUGCCUGUUCUGAGUGGAGGGGAGCCAGAAUAUAAUAUCCAAAAAUUUUUAGCUAACAACAACAUAUCAAUUGAGUUUGAAAGGCUGCUGGAAUUGAAGCUGGAAUUUCAGUUUGGGACCUUUCACCUCAACUUGAUAGAAACUCAUUAUGGACCAACAUGCUAUAGAGUUGCAGCUAAGAUUGGGUUCACCAACUAUGAGCGCAGUGGUCAGGUUAUUAUAGACCUUGACACAAACAUUGGGGAAAUGGAGUGCUCAGGGAAGAUCAUGUCACCUGAAGCAGAAGAAGAGGAACUGUCGGUGAAAAAAAGAGCUGUUGCCUUUGAUGUUGUUGUCAUCUUGAUUUGCCUUAUGUCUUUGCUGUUAUGUGGUCGAUCCUUGGUUCGUGGUUGGAGUCUAAAACGGAAAACAGAAAAGUUCUUCAAGGUGCGCUUUGGCAAAACUCUGGACUUCUCCGAUCGCAUGGAGUUUGUCAAUUUGUGGUACAUUCUCAUCACUGUUAACGAUGUCGUCACAAUCAUUGGCUCAGCAUUUAAGAUCCAGCUGGAGAUUAGAAAAUUCAGUAUUUCUUCUGAAAACUAUGACUUGUGCAGCAUUAUGCUUGGUCUUGGUGGUCUGAUGGCUUGGAUUGGCUGUCUCCGUUACCUUGGCUUCUUCAAGAAGUAUAAUAUCUUGAUUCUGACGUUGAAAACAGCUUUCCCAAAUGUUUUACGGUUCAGUGUGUGUGCACUGGCACUUUACUUUGGCUUUAUGUUCUGUGGAUGGGUUAUUUUGGCACCAUAUCAUAUCAAGUUCCGCCAUCUUAGCACUGCUUCUGAGUGCUUAUUUUCUCUGGUGAAUGGUGAUGACAUGUUUGUCACGUUCUCUGCCACUGAGAGUGAUAAUACAGUUGUCUGGUACUUCUCACAAGUCUACCUCUAUGUCUUCGUCUCCCUCUUCAUUUACUGUGUCCUGUCCCUGUUUAUUGCUGUCAUUAUGGACACCUACGAGACACUUAAGGAAUACUAUGCACAUGGCUUUCCAAAAAGCCUGCUGCAGUGUUUCAUUGAGGAGUGCAAUGACCCUAUCAAUUCAGGAUUGUAUCAACGACAACACACAGAGACUGAUGGCUAUGAAUGCUCCUUGGUUUCCUGCUUUAAUAUGUGCUGCAGUCAUGAUCCUGACAGGCCAAAUGAGCAUACGGGGCUUCUGACCAGAACAAUAUAAUGCAGAGGAGCUUCUAAAUAUCAUACACUUAAUACUGUCUGCUGAUGGAGUUCUUUCCUUAACAAGACAGAGUGUUGCCUUCCAAACUGGAGAUAUGGCGAGCAUCGUGGCCAACCAAUGCUUGAUGAGGGCUUUGAUUUGAGAGAUUUUACCACUCAUGCAGUUCCAAGUUAGAAAUGCUUCCAGGAUAAAAUGUUUCAUGUAGUAUUACAAAAAUAUCAGAAUUUUCAUUAAAAUGUACUCAGGAAAUAUAAAAUAUAUUUUUUAAAGUAAAGCUUGUGCACAAAAAAAUUAUAAAGUCUGACAGUGACAUUUAUGCUGCACCUUCCUAAAGCAGGUGGUAAUCUUGCAUGUAAAAGAUCAUGAAGGCCAAGUUUGUAAUGUUUCAACAGCAGCAGUAGUGCAUUCUUUUGAAGCAUUUUGGAGGCCAGUAGUAAUAUUUCUUAUUUAUGAUGCUAGUAAUUGUAAAAAAAAAAUAAAAGCUAACUAGUAAGAAUUCUAAUUUGAGGAAAGGAAGGUUCAAAGGAAGAAUAUUGUAUUUCCUAUUUCAUCAAUUUUCAUACAGCAAACGGAGAAAAAGGUGAAAAAAAUGUGGAAAAAAUAUUGGAUUAGAUAUUAGUGUAAGGAUUAGAUCUGGUGAAUUUUACUAGGAUCUUUUAUGCCUAUGCCGGUGAUGCUGGAUUUUCAUGUCAUGAGUAGACAUACUGUUUCAGCUACAUUCCUCUAGUCUUUCUUCGUUAUAAAAUAAAACAAGUUUCAAGCAGUUACACCAUCUAAUUAAGUUUGCAUUCCAUAUUACUCCUGUUAUUAUGCAUUGAACUUGUUUAUUCUUGAAGGAGAAUAGCAUUUGGCAUUUUACAGUGCACAGUGUGACAGCUAAAAUGAUAAAGACAUAUGCAUAAUCCAUGUCUUGUAAAUAGACCUGAAUAUUUUCAAAAGAAAUACCCACCAUGGUCAGUUUCUGCUCAUAGCUUUAAACUGUAUAUAGAUAUAAGUUAAAGAGUGCAUCUGGCUAGCAAGGUGUAUGUAAGCAACCAAUCACAGAAUUGGUUGUUUUAUUUUCAUUGUGUUUGUUCUUUGGAGAGAAACUUAUGUCUUUCCCUUUCAGUGUGUCCAGAACUAAAAUGUUAAUAUGAUGAAAAUGAAGUUUGUGAAUGUUAUUACUUGUGUAUUAUGGUUUGGGGGGGGAAAGGUUUUUUUCGGGGGGGUGGAGGCGGUUUGCACAUUCAAGUAGAUAUAUCUGUUUUGCACAAAUCUUAAGAGACAUGUAUAUUUCCUGCAGAUCUGACGAUUCAAAAAUGUUUUAGUCCAGCUCCUCGCAAGAAAACUUAAAACUCUGAGAAGCGGUAAUCUUUGACCAGAUUAGAUUGACCAGUCAUGCUAUAUAUAUUUGUAGAUGACUGGGCUUCAUGCAGAAACAGAAUGCUCAAGUCAUAAAAAAAUGACUUUUGUAAAUAAUGUCUGUGAAAGGGCCAAUUCUGGCCAGUGCAUAUUUAUGUUGGUGGCAUCUAGUCAGAACAGUGCAAGUAUUUACAGAGGGCUAGGCUAAUGGCCUUACAUGAGAUUUUGCCAACAAAUCUUGCCCCCUUUUUUUUUUUUUUUUGAAAUGUAAACCAAGGCGUAAAGUGCAAUAAGAUUUGCUCAUAAGACACACACACACAUUGUAGUACAAGAACCACCAAUAUUUCUGUUACUGACAUGCAUUUGUAGCUUAAGUUGAUGGCAUGAUGGAUGGUCUCAUGUUUCAAAGAGGCUAGUUUCUCCUAUCAUGAAGAUUUAUGUGGUCUGUUGUGUGGGGUCUUUCAGACACCUGAAAGAUACAUUUGGUUGUUUUUGACAUCCUACCUGCAAGUACUUGUCAGGUUAGGAAGGUUUGGGUUGUUAUUGUGUGAGGCUCAGGCAGAGGCUGAAAGGUCUGGUGCUCAACAGAUGCCUCGCACAAGAAGCUCUGGUGGUGCAAUAUUGCAUGUUGUGCAAAUUCUCACCAUGUCAGGAUGUAAACCAUGCAUCUACUUGCAUGGUGGACUUCAUAUGUACAAUAUUUGGUUUACCAAUUCUUUCAUGGCUUGUCAAGGGUACUUUUGGCCAAACUUAACCCCUUUGUGGCAUUAUAUUUUACAGUCUUGCAUCCUUUGUGUUUCCUCAUAGAUGAUGUUUCCUAACCUUCCUCACUUUCUUGCCUUCAGUGAAUAUUUUAUGCAGUAAAUCUGGAUUUGAGAAAAAAAAUGGCUGCCUUUAAAAGCUACAGGAAGAAUAGGAACACAAAAAAUAAACCCUAAGGACUUAAAAAAGAUGGCUAUUACAGGAAACUGGUACUGUUUUAUGGUAAUAGAAUGUCCUCAUAUUGUCUGCAGCACUGGUCCAGAAAUAGGUAUUUCAAAAUUCAGAUGAUAUUACUUGUAGAGACUGUAAUGAAGGCAUUUACUUUCAUCAGUUUCUAUUUUCCCCUCAUUUUAUGAUGGUGAUAUGUGUGUGUAUGCAUGUGUGUCUGUCAAGUGCUGCAACUGGAGUUUCAUACAUUACAGGCCUUUGUGAAGAGGUAUGUCAUUAGUUACCUUUUUUCACGAUGUAUAUAAACGCCAUAUAAAUUCCAUGGCCAUUACCCUUUUAAUAUUGCUGUUUGUGUGAUUACAGUAUUGAGAACACUGUAUGUCUGUUGAAUGAAUGAAAGGGAUUCUUGAAGUGGGAGUAAAGAGUUCAAAAAUAAUGUUAUAACCCAGUGACAGCUGUGGCCAAACUAUGAGUAUUUGUUGCCCAGUUCUUUGAUAAGCAAGCCCUACCAUAAAGGUAGAUUCUAUCUAUAGGUCAUUGUGAUAAAAAGCAGUAAUGAACAUUAAAUACAGUAUUACGGGUAUCAGUGCUUUGAGACUAAUGGAGUUUGCGGUCCCUUUUGAUGUGUGGAAGUCGCAAUGCUGUAGUCCUUAUUCUUUUUUCUUUCCUUGAACCUUAAGGUAACCAAUAUAGAUUGCCAAGAUAUACAUGACUGUUGACAGGAUUGAAGACUGUCGUACACGUAAGUCUAUGUACUAAUAAUAGCCAGUUAAACUUUAUGUGAAAAUCAGUCCAUUUAUUUCAGCCAGCUCUUGUUAAUUAAUGCUAAUUGGCACUCUGUUGACAGUGUUAAGAGCUUGUUCCAAGGUCUGUUCUAAAAACUUCCAUUAGUGCUUUUAUUUUGAUGAAUGCCUGAAGAUAGAAAAGUACUAGAAAUUGUCGUUUACUCACUCACACAAUAGUUUGCUCAGUGCCAAGAUGAUAUUGGAAAAAAAUACUAAAAAUUGUUGUUUAUUGAGAAGCACUACAAUUUUCUGAAUACUAAGAUUAUUUAGUAGUAGUAUAGUUAUUAAUUUGUUUGAUAUACUAAUCAUCCAUUUUUAGAUAUGUGUGUUUUUAUGGUUUUACAUGGCUUCUUUUAAUGGUGACAAGAGAUUUCAACAUUUAUAAUGCUAUGCAGUUAACAGCUAUGAAAAUGUCAUACAAGAAAGCUUGCAGUGUACUUGGGAACAAGUGAAAUAUAUCCAAGUUAAUAAAGUGAUCACUGAAAAUGGUCAAUAGCAAAGAUUAUCAAAAAUUGACAAACAAGGGAAGAUGAGAGAGCAAGUUUCAAUGAUGGCAGUUAAGCAUAACAGCAGGUGUGAAAUAUCAAGUUUUUUGUAGCUGCCACCACUUACUCUGGUACAGCCUGGGUGCUCUCUCUUGCUGAGACCAGUUCUCGAGUCAGCUAGUCAACCGAAAAGUCAAAGUUCCAAAAUUUCUUUUAAUUUUGCAAUUUGUGUUCAGAAGAGAGCAUUCUGUAACUUGUAGAUUUACUUAAAGAUUACAGUGUUAUACAUUCCAUGCCUUCCUAGUUUUUCUGACAUAUAACCAAGCAAAAGAAUGAAAACUUUGUAAGGAGGUGUAACCAGACUAAGCAUACCAAAGCAAGCAGAACUUUUCAGGCUUGUGAGAGCAUCAUUGUUCCUAAUUACAGGUAUUCUGAGAUGUCUUUCAAGACUGCCAGAGUUUGAUAUCUCCCUGUGGUGUUCAUUAAAUGAUGGCCAAAGCAGAUACAAUGGUGCCCUACAUUAUCUUUGCAAAAUAAUUUUUUAUCGAGAGAUACAAUCUGAGUUUUUAAAAAAAAUUAUUUUACAGAACUUUGACAGAUAGUGUCAUCAGUAUGCAUGUUUGUAAAUGACUUCAAAUCCAACCAUUGUUUGGGAACAUUUUCUAGAUCAGUUCAGUUUUUUAAAGAAAAUGGUACACGUCUUUUCUUUUCUUUUUGUUAAUUCAAAUUGUCAGUUUAUUGAGUUUGCCACUAGUUUAUGAUUAAAUGAAAUUUUGAGAUGAAAGAAAGGUCAGCUAUGUUGAUUAAGAUUAUGAAAUGUUGAAGUUUAUGACUUCCUACACAGAUGUUGAUUGUAUGUCUUUCAUUUUGGAAAAGCUGUUAUGUUACUAUCCUCCUUCAUGAAGCUUGUUUGUGAAGUUGACACAUUUUAUAAAAAUAGAAGUUUACAGAGUUCACAAGAAUAAAAAUGCUUUUCUCUGA